CCAGAGAUAACUGAAAUUUACGUACGAAUGACAUUGCAACCUACUUUUCCAUGACCGGUUUCAAAAUCUAUUAUCAUGCAUGGAACUGAACAAUUAAAGUAAAAAUAUUGAACGUAAGAUUUCAGUCAGUUUUAUCUAGUACAAUGGAGCCUUGGUGUAUAUAUUUUCUCACUGUCCUUUACAUUACAUGUAUGACAUGUACAAAUGGAUUUUUAGUGAAACCUUCGAAUUCUGAAGUCGACACAAUUGUUGAUGUAAACUGUGGAAAAGUUCGCGGUGUGUGGUCACAGACAGAUAGUGGAUUUUCAUUCCGCGGAAUUCCGUAUGCUGUCCCACCCGUUGGAAGCUUGAGAUGGCGGCCACCGAUCCCGCUUCGAAAGGAAAAUAAUAACUGCUGGUCAGGAACUUUGCAAGCCCAACACUUUGCAAGCCCAUGUGUACAAAGGAAUGAAACUGACAUUUCGAAGGUGAUAGGCAAUGAAGACUGUCUCUAUCUAAACGUAAUAACACCGACACUCAAUGCCUCUGCCAAACUUCCGGUUAUAUUUUGGAUUCAUGGCGGGUAUUUACUAAGCGGAAGCGGAAACCAGUACGAUAUUGGAUAUGCUCCAACCUUGUCAUUAGCUAAAAAACUAAAUGUUGUCUUUGUCAGUAUAAAUUACAGGCUGAAUGCUUUUGGUUUCAUGGCGCUAGAAUGGCUGAAACAUGGUUCACCAACAAAUACUUCUGGUAACUAUGGUCUAAUGGAUAUGAUAGAAGGACUUCGUUGGGUGCAAGAAAACAUUCUUAGUUUUGGUGGCGAUAAGAAUCAAGUAACAGCAUUUGGCCAAAGUUCUGGGGGAACAUCGCUCAUAGCUCUUCUUGCUUCGCCACUCUGCAAAAGUCUGUUUCACAAAGUUUGGAUGUUGAGUGCUUCACCAGUUUUGAACAAAACCGCAGCAGAAGCAUUUAAAGAUAAUGAAAUAUUUAUAUGGAAGUCCGGAUGUGCCGAUGUAUCGUGUCUUUACAACCUGUCAGCAUCAGAAGUGGUUUCAAGCAUACCAUGGCAUAGGUAUCCAUACUGGGCCAUGGAUGACCAAAGCGAUUUACCAACAAAAGGGAGAUUUGAUGGCGCAUUACCUAUUGUAGACGGUUAUGUUCUUCAUGAGGCGCCAUUUGAAGCAUGGGCACGUGGAAAGGGAAUAGACGUUCCUGUGAUGAUAGGAUCAACGGCGCAAGAAUCGGACCUAUCACCAUCACCAGUUAACGUCAUCGAAUCGACUUGGAAUACAACCGAUUACAAAGAUCAUGUGAUUAAAAUGUUGGGCACUUUUAAUGACGUAGUGGCUAGAACAGCUCUGCAUUUAUACCCAGAAAAUGUUUCAACUCCCGAGUUCCAGCUGACCACUAUGAUGACUGAUAUAGGAGUCACGUGUGGGACGGACUACUUGGCUACUAUCUUAGCAGCGAGUAUACGGUCACCAGUGUAUCGCUACGUCGCAACAUAUUACACGAAAGAUCAACCAGCAACACCAUUCGGUGCUCGAUAUCCAGCUAAUUAUGCAUACCAUGGAAUUGAUGUUUAUGGCUUCUUCAACACAAUGGAUUAUGUCCUAGCACAUGGCCGAGGAUCACGUGAUGCUAUUUGGGAAGAUCGUGUGCAACGUGAAAUCAUGGCGUUCGUUCAAACAGGAACGCCGGAGACAUCUGAUUGGCUACACUAUCCGGACAUCACAGCAGAGCUUGAUACAAACACUAAAACAUUCCACAGUUACCACGCAUCACAGUGCGAGUUUUGGCUUACGAACGGAUUCUUUUCUUAUUCGUGGAUAAACUAAUUUGCAAUUCUUCCUAGCUUUAAGCACAUUACCUUACCUUUCAAAACGAAUCUGGUAUAGUUUUUAAUAGGCUGCACUCUAUGCUUCAAACGGAUCUUCUUUUACAAAUUUUA
Messenger RNA from Mercenaria mercenaria, 1930 nucleotides. Its product is annotated as fumonisin B1 esterase-like. The coding region runs from base 144 to 1817 and encodes 557 amino acids. The record is from RefSeq and is a predicted model, not a curated record. The transcript is spliced from 4 exons. NCBI's taxonomy places the organism in Eukaryota, Metazoa, Mollusca, Bivalvia, Venerida, Veneridae.